UUGUUAAUGACGGAUUUGUGUGAAUGGUGAGACUGGCAUUUUCGAAGCAUUAUAACAGCCUCUCACUUCGACUUCACUCACACCAUAGCCCCAUCCUCUUUCUUUCUCUUCUCAUCUCUCAAGCUCAACACCAGUUUAGAGAGAGAGAGAGAGAAGCGUUUGAAGAGCAAUGGAUAUGGCUAUUGGUGCACGCCCCACUUCGAACCUUACCCCUAAAGCUAUUCUCCUAUCGUCUAGGAACUUCGAAUCCGUUCAAAAAAGCUCCAUUUAUGGCCGUUCUUGGCUGAAAAGGCAAUUUCUUGGUGGCCCUUUAUCUAUUAAAACGAAAUCCAAGAGCUUGAGCACCCCUCUUCGGAAUUCUGUCAAAUGCUCUGUUUCUGAAGCCACGGAGGCUGCCACGGAGAAGAAGAGCCAGUUGGUAAGGAGAAAUGACAUACGAAAUAUAGCAAUUGUUGCACAUGUUGAUCAUGGGAAGACCACUCUCGUGGAUGCUAUGUUAAGGCAAUCCAAGGUUUUUCGGGACAACCAAUUUAUGCAGGAGAGGAUAAUGGAUUCUAAUGAUCUAGAGCGUGAAAGGGGAAUAACAAUACUUAGCAAAAACACAUCUAUCACGUAUAAGGAUACGAAGAUUAAUAUCAUUGAUACUCCAGGCCAUUCUGACUUUGGAGGUGAAGUAGAGCGUAUUCUCAACAUGGUGGAAGGAGUUCUAUUAGUGGUAGAUUCUGUUGAGGGUCCAAUGCCGCAGACAAGAUUUGUUCUGAAGAAGGCUCUUGAAUUUGGCCAUUCGGUCAUUGUUGUCAUCAAUAAAAUUGACAGGCCCUCUGCUCGUCCAGAUUAUGUCAUAAAUUCAACUUUUGAAUUUAUUGAGCUGAACGCAACGGAUGAACAGUGUGAUUUCCAAGUUAUAUACGCGAGUGGCCUCAAGGACCAGGCAGGACUUUCUCCUGAAAACCUGGCUGAGGAUCUUGGACCGCUUUUCGAGACCGUUGUCAGAUGCAUACCUGGACCACAAAUUGCCAAAGAUGGUUCUCUUCAAUGCUUGUAAGCUACAAAUAUUGAAUAUGAUGAACAUAAAGGGCGCAUUGCUAUUGGUCGUCUGCAUGCUGGGAUGUUGCGCAAAGGAAUGGAUGUGCGGAUUUGUACCUCUGAAGAUCAAUGCAGGUUUGGUCGAGUAAGUGAACUGUUUGUGUAUGAAAAGUUCUUCCGAGUUCCGACAGAAUUAGUAGAGGCUGGUGACAUUUGUGCUGUUUGUGGCAUUGAUGAUAUUCAGAUUGGAGAGACGAUUGCAGACAAAAUCACGGGGAAGCCAUUGCCCUCCAUUAAGGUCGAAGAACCUACAGUGAGAAUGGCUUUCUCAAUCAACAUUUCAACCUUUGUGGGCCGUGAGGGGAAGUAUGUCACCAGUAGAAACCUACGAGAUAGGCUCUACCGUGAACUUGAGCGAAAUUUGGCAAUGAAAGUUGAAGAUGGUGAAACUUCUGAUACAUUUAUUGUAAGCGGGCGUGGUACUCUGCAUAUCACAAUAUUAAUAGAGAACAUGCGUAGAGAAGGAUAUGAGUUCAUGGUGGGUCCACCCAAGGUUAUCAACAAAAGAGUGGAUGACAAGUUGUUGGAACCUUUUGAGAUUGCUAUUGUAGAGGUACCAGAAGAAUACGUUGGACCCGUAGUGGAACUUCUUGGUAGACGACGUGGACAUAUGAUUGAUAUGCAAGGAACUGGGUCGGAAGGCACGACCUUCAUGAAAUAUAAGGUACCAACAAGGGGCCUCCUCGGGCUGCGAAAUUCAAUUCUCACUGUAACUCGAGGCACAGCAGUUCUGAACACGAUAUUUGACGAGUAUGGAACUUGGGCCGGUGAUAUCAGUACCCGUGAUCUGGGUUCUUUGGUUGCUUUUGAGGAUGGAACGAGUACAUCCUACGCUAUUGCAAGUUCACAAGAACGAGGCCAGAUGUUUAUUGGACCCGGAGUUGAUGUGUACAAAGGUCAAAUAAUCGGCAUCCAUCAGCGCCCGGGCGACUUAUCCUUGAAUGUGUGCAAGAAGAAAGCAGCCACCAACAUCCGUUCAAAUAAAGAACAAACAGUUGUUCUGGAUUCGCCUUUGGAAUACAGUCUCGAUGACUGCAUAGAAUACAUUCAAGAAGACGAACUCGUUGAAGUCACUCCCUUGAGCAUCCGGAUGUGCAAGAACCCUAAGAUGAUGAAGAAAUCAUCACGUUGAAAAUGUUAUGGGGGACGAGAGCUAGCCUUAUACGCGUCCCUGCUCCCAUCUGCACACCAAUGCAGCUAUCAUCUGGUACGUUCUGCUUCUCGAUCGAGCAGUGAUCCCUUGGCCCUCGGGCUAAGAUCUUGAUGCUUUGUGGGUUGAAAUUCUUAUAGUUUGAACCAGGUAGGAAUGAUUUUUGAACCUUCAUCAUGUGUGAAGGUGGAUUGGAUCUAGCAAUAGCAGUAUAGGGCUAUAAAUUUUACUUGUAUAAUUUGAGGAAAUUGACUGCAUAAAAAGAAACAGAUUAUCGGUUAAUUCA
Molecule: messenger RNA, 2522 nt
Organism: Salvia miltiorrhiza (redroot sage)
Lineage: Eukaryota; Viridiplantae; Streptophyta; Magnoliopsida; Lamiales; Lamiaceae
Product: putative elongation factor TypA-like SVR3, chloroplastic
Cellular component (GO): cytosol; ribonucleoprotein complex
Molecular function (GO): GTP binding; GTPase activity
Source: RefSeq, a predicted model, not a curated record